UUAGAGGAAAACGGUGGUAGAUUUUUGCGUUAUUUAUUACUGAGUGGAAGACGUGAAUGUGGAGUUCUGCAGGGACUGAGCUGUGCACAGCCGAGAGCAAACAUUUAGCUAUUAAUGUCACGGAGAGAGACGUUGAGACUUGCAACUGCUGCAGUUGAGUCUCAGCGCCGCAGGUUUGUCCUCGGGGUGAGUUACUAACAUUUUACUAGUCAAGUAAAUUGUUUUUCUGUGCAACAGAUGAUAAAAAAAAAAGUUAAGUUUUCAACAAAAAAGCUACAAAGAUGUUCACUGUAGUUUUUAACCCAGUAAGGUUCCAUAUUAAAAUGUUUUCCACAGAGCUUCAGGCCCUAAAACUGCUGAUUCUUGUCUGAGUUGAACUGACGAAAACAUUCAGUAACUUCAGACGUGAUUACUGGGGAGUUUGAGGCCGUCUGCACCAGCGUGAGACCCGUUUACUGGAUGCUCUGUGUUCAGAUCUGUUGGUUUUUCAGAAUAGAUUUAGUUUUUUGAGUUUGUGACGGUGGACUGCCUGGACCAAGCGGCUGUGGUGCGAGGCUCAGUCCUAUUUUACAGUGCUAGUUAAAAGCCCUGUUGUUGGCCGGCCCACGGGCCAAAGCCGUCUGCGUCUGUUAACACAUUUUAUUACCUGUUAGAGCUAUUUAUAUCGCGGCCGCGCUAGGGCUGCUCUCGGCUCUCGGUAAUUUGGACCUGUGGGUGCGCCAUGGAACGAGGGACGGACAGACGAAUGAGACACCAACCAUACAGCGCUACUGGUUUUGUUUCUGGAACAUGUGGGAGCGCAUUACCCGCUCAGGUGUGCCGGGUUUCAGUCAUCAGAAUCCUUCAAACAGGUACCGAAGAUGGUGGAGAGGGAGAGCCUACUUUGUAAACACACACGCUGAUUUUGUGUGUUUUGUGAAUGACCUGCAGGUGUGUGUGGACACGCGGGUGUCUGCGUGUCUCCUCCUAGUUACUGUGAGCCUAUUUUAAGUAAGCGACAAAAGUUCCACUUAGAUUUGGUUGGCUGGAAAGUCGGCCCGCACCACAGAGCUCUUCUUGUUAACUGAGGGCUGCUUCCAGCCUCCGGAGCCACCCCCCCCACUUUGGUCCUCCCUCUGCCUGGAUAUCCACACGUCCUGACCCUCAAAGGGCUCAGUCAGCAAAUAUUUGAAACUUUGCGAGUUAAUCAUAAGACCAAACCCCCUCCUUCCCCUCCCCUCCCCUCCCCUCCCUUUACAAACAGAGGAGGGGGAGUGACCAAAGAAACUGAGACUUGAACACAAACGCAGCUGGCAUUCAGACCAGACUGCAGUGACACUGGAGCUGCUUCACUGCUAAUAAUUAACUCUCUGCGUCCACGUGAGCGGGCCUCAGCCUCACACCCGAUGGGGGAGGAGGGAGCCUCAGCCCUCUGAAGUGAAUGCUCUGCAGACUGAGCGAGUCCGUCAGUCACUCUCUGAGAGGCACGCCUGCCGCACCAGCCUCACGCCGAGCGGAUUACCUGGAUUUUAUUAGGAAGCACAUAAAUCUCGUUACCGUUUGAGAAUUAAAGCAAGAGACGUCGUGAUUCUGGACAGCAUCAACUAUGAAAUGGAGCUCAACCGGAGAACUUGAACGCACUCCUGUUGGAUUUAAUCGGAGCUUUAGGAAUAAAGGAGAAAGUUCAGAAAAGAGCCUUUUCCUCCCGAGAAAUAUGCUUAACUUGCAACCUCUACCUCCAAAACCACCCAAACCCACGCCGGUGACUAACAACGGUAUGAACAACAACAUGGCGCUGCAGGACGCCGAAUGGUACUGGGGAGACAUCUCCCGGGAGGAGGUCAACGAGAAGUUGAGGGACACCGCGGAUGGUACGUUUUUGGUGCGAGACGCCUCUACAAAAAUGCACGGAGACUACACUCUUACUCUGAGGAAAGGAGGAAACAACAAGCUCAUUAAGAUAUUCCAUCGAGAUGGGAAGUACGGCUUCUCAGACCCGCUGACCUUCAGCUCGGUUGUUGAGCUCAUCAACCACUAUCGCAAUGAGUCACUGGCUCAAUACAACCCCAAGCUAGACGUGAAGCUGCUGUACCCGGUCUCCAAACACCAGCAGGAUCAGGUGGUGAAAGAGGACAACAUCGAAGCUGUAGGGAGGAAGCUCUGCGAAUACCACCAGCAGUACCAGGAGAAAAACAAAGAGUACGACCGGCUCUAUGAAGAAUACACCAGAACGUCACAGGAAAUCCAAAUGAAGCGUACAGCGAUAGAAGCUUUCAACGAAACCAUCAAGAUAUUCGAGGAGCAGUGUCAGACCCAGGAGCGGUACAGCAAAGAGUACAUCGAGAAGUUCAGGCGAGAAGGAAACGACAAGGAGAUCCAGAGAAUUAUGGGAAACUACGAGAAGUUAAAAUCAAGGAUCAGUGAAAUUGUUGACAGCAAGCGCAGGCUGGAAGAAGACUUGAAAAAACAGGCGGCAGACUACAGAGAGAUCGACAAGAGGAUGAACAGCAUCAAGCCCGACCUCAUCCAGCUUCGCAAGACCAGAGACCAGUAUCUCAUGUGGUUGACCCAGAAAGGAGUCAGACAGAAAAAACUCAACGAGUGGCUGGGAAUCAAGAACGAAAACACAGAGGAUCAAUACUCUAUGGUGGACGACGACGAAGACCUUCCUCACCACGACGAGCGAACCUGGAGACUGGACAAUAACAACGGAGGCAACUUCAACCGGGUUCAGGCGGAGACGGUCCUCAUGGGAAAGAGAGACGGAACAUUCCUGGUUCGGGAAAGCAGCAAAGCGGGGUGCUACGCCUGCAGCGUUGUCGUGGAGGGCGAAGUGAAGCACUGCGUCAUUAACAAGACCCCCUCUGGCUACGGCUUUGCAGAGCCGUACAACCUGUACAGCUCCCUGAAAGAACUCGUACUUCACUACCAGCACACAUCUUUGGUCCAGCACAAUGACUCACUGAAUGUGACGCUAGCAUACCCCGUUUACGCUCAGCAGAGACGGUGAGGACACUGACACAUCCACGACGACACAAAGAUCCAAGGCCUCACAGGAACCAGAGACACGUUUUGGACUCCACGGUUGAAUAAAACAGACGCGAUCCGAUGGCGAGGUGGGACUUUAAAGCCGGAGGAAAAGACAACAAAGCCUGAAACAUUUCAGUGACUUUGCCUGACCACAGAUCUGAGGCGAGUCUGAAUGUAGAUUUCCUUUUUUUUUUCUUUUUUUUUUUUUUUGUGGGAGCACAGAAUCUGGUGGAAAACUGCUGAACUCCCCGAGCGGAGGACGAUUGAGGCCUUUUCCUUAUGGUGCUUGUUCUUGUUCAAAGCUUUACCAGCUAGAAUGUUAAACUGCAGCGGAUAAAACUGUUCAAACGGAACUGUGCUAACCGGCCACGACCUGUUGUUUUUCCUGUACGUCAUCGGUGUGGUUUUUUUCUUUCUUUUUUUCGUGUGUGUUUGUGUGUGUGGGAGCGAGCGAGAGCGAGGGUGAGAGUGAGACAGACUGUCCAUGUGACCAAAACCCAUAGAAUCUAAAAACUGUGACACCGGAGGGCUGUGUGACACGUUUGCUUGCGUCACUUGUUCAGCAGCUGACCGUGAAUCAGUUGAAAAUGUAGCAAAAUGGCACUUUUUCUUUUUACACGUAAUUUCUUUUUGUUUCUUUUGAAAGAAGAACUCCUAUGGACUUUGAGAAGAGUGGAGAAGAUUAAAGGUCCUGCCUUCUUCUCGUUUAGCAUUACGGUGCACAGGCGAACUGGAUCUUAGCUGUGGGCGGGUGGACGCUCUGAACGGACUAUUUCAUGUACAUAUGUGAAAUUGUACAGUCAUGAAUGGAAGUGCACCAAAAAGGAUCAGUUCCUCUUUAGUUCUGUUCUGAUCUGCUAUGCAAUUCUUUCUCCAUUUGUACUUACGGACUCUGUUGCAACCCAUAAUAUAAGCUUGUUUUAUUGCUUGAACAGUAUCUUUUCCUGUGUAAAUAUUCUAGAGGAUAUUUUGUGUCAAAAUGCCAAGAUACAAUAAAAUAUGCGUAUGAUUUUUAAAGAUAAAAUAGAAACAUACACUUUAUUAUAAAUUACUUUCAUAGUUGGUAAAAAGAUGAGAAAGAUGAGUAUUUUAGUAGGGUUUUUUUUUUUGGCUUCAAACUAAUCCUCUCAGGCAGAGCCUUUUGAGUAUUUGAGCUGCUCCAGUUAAGAGUACUAGUUCCCGACAGAGCAAAGCCUACAUGCAGAUCUUUGUCCGAGCACUCACAGCUGAUGGGAUUUGACGAUCCAUAUCACCACCAAAACAGCAGGAAAGAUUUAUUUUCUUAUACAAAGUAUAUAUGUUCCCAUAUGAGAAUAUAAGAUCAAUAUGCAUUUUACACUUCAUAUUUUUCUGUAUCAGAAAAUGUUUACAUGGGUGGAUCAGCUCAUUUCAGAAAGUAAUUUCACGUUAGAAGGACGGCGUGCGUAGGUGGAGUCCUUUGUAGAAAAACUGACGUAAAACCCACAGCUCAGCUACAGUUUCUUUACUUUAACACCGAGGUACAAACCCAGUUUAUGAGGAAGCUUUAAUGUGUGUCAAAUGUGAAAAGCUACAAAUCAGAUCGUUUGUAAUACGAAAUGUCACGAGGAUGUAAUUAGACUCUUCAUCAUGUCUGCACAGCUGUCAGUUGAAAUCUCAGUAUGUUGUGAAGCCAAUAACAAAAUACAAUUGUUUUGAUUUUUAGAGUUUGUGUUGGACUUUAAUUUCAUUUCUUCUGACUUCUACUUUUAAAGAAGGUCUAAACGUACGAACUGGCAACUGCAUAAGGUGAUUUUCAUUUUGCGCAUUUACAGUUCUGUUAAAAAUACGGUACUGACGCUGACGUGUUUUAAAUGUUCUUGACCAAAUUCCUCAUCCAAGAUAAGAUUAGCAGAUCUUCAGAGCUGUCAUUUAUUCUGAGUUGGUUGUGUCAAAAUAAGCCAAUAACUGUGAUAUGUGACAUUUACUUUACUACAAGUAUGAUUUGCAUUUACAUCACAAUAUCUGCUGCAACAAAAAGUUCUUAUUGGUUUUUGUUUUAAAGAUCACAGACAAAAACGAUGCACUUUUACACCUCAGUUCUUGGUUAAUGGACUAUCUUAGUAGUGUCCUUUUUUUAUUUUUCGUGUAACACGACGAUUGGAUUGAGAUUUGCCAGUGUUCCUCAGUUUGGCUUCAAAUCUGUAUUGGGCUUUGUUAAAAAAUAAAUAAAACACUUUUUAAGAUAAAA
Messenger RNA from Nothobranchius furzeri (turquoise killifish), 5218 nucleotides. RefSeq names its product phosphoinositide-3-kinase, regulatory subunit 1 (alpha) (gene pik3r1). The record is from RefSeq and is a predicted model, not a curated record. Gene Ontology annotation, biological process: phosphatidylinositol phosphate biosynthetic process; insulin receptor signaling pathway. Gene Ontology annotation, molecular function: 1-phosphatidylinositol-3-kinase regulator activity; protein binding. Gene Ontology annotation, cellular component: phosphatidylinositol 3-kinase complex. NCBI's taxonomy places the organism in Eukaryota, Metazoa, Chordata, Actinopteri, Cyprinodontiformes, Nothobranchiidae.